CAUGACUGAGGAGAAGAAGGCAAUUGUGAGGGAUCUCGGAUUCAGUGGGUUGAUGCACAUCCCACCACUCAGGGUGGAUCACCAACUCUUAAGGGAACUGGCAAACAACUUCAAACUUGGGGAGAACAGACUGAAGACAGGAUAUGGUUCUUUCCAAAUAACACCAAAAACAAUAGGUGAUGCGCUUGGCAUCAAUGCAACAGGAAAUCUGUUUCCUGAGAAAGUUGAGUAUAAGCAACUUUCUGAUGAUGACAAAAUAAUUUAUAGAAGAUUCCAGGGUAAGACCCUCAAAAGUCUUACCGAUGAAAUGAUGGAAAUCGGCGUUGGCAACGAAGAGGAACGCCUGAUGUUCAAGAGGAUAUUCAUCCUCUACAUACAGAUGGCGUUUCUUUUGCCAACGACGAUAAACAAAAUAUCACCCGUGCACCUGGCCCCAAUUUUUAAGAUGGACGGCAUAUCGGAGAGAAACUGGAGGGGGGGCAUGUUUUGACCUUCAUGAUCAAGGGCAUCACAGACUACCAGGAGAAGAAGAAGAAGGCAAUUGAUGGCUGCCUCUUUGCCCUGAUGAUAAUAUACUUUCAUCUUUCUGAAAACAAAGGCAAGAAGAGGGCUGAAAGACCACCAAAGCCUUGGAUUACCAACUGGACUAAGGAGCAGUUGGUGGAAAGAAUGACUGCAGAAAGAGAGGAAAUUUUGGUAAGUAAACAUAAUAUGUUGCUUGUAUUUUAUUUACCUGAAUGCUGCUAGCUAAAAUAUCUAAUGUUUCAGGGGAUUGUGAAGAUGGCGGAGACAAGAGCAAGAGAAAAAAUGAAAAAAAAAAAGAAAAAAAAGAAAAAAAAAAGAAAUAAAAAAAACAAAAAAAGGAAGGCGAGUCCAACAUCGUCUUCGGAGACAGAAACAGCUACUGACAUUGACGCUUCUACCUCUGAGUCUGAGACUCAAGAAGACUCAGAGGAUUCAGGAAGAAAACACCCCAGCAAAAAGGGAAAAUAGUAAGUACCAUACUUGGGUGUAAUUUCUUUUUCGAGUUGGGUGUAUUUUGUUGAUCACGUUGGGUGUGUGUAGUUUAUUAAGCUGGGUGUGUUCGUUUGCUGCGUUGGAUGUAUAUUGUAUAUUCAGUUGGGUGUAUAUUGUGAAUUCAUUUGGGUGUAUUUUUAGUAUGUUCUAAAUAAUAAUUGUUUGCCUUCCAGAAUGGACUCCAGAAAAAGA
Arachis ipaensis is the source of this 1209-nucleotide messenger RNA. NCBI's taxonomy places the organism in Eukaryota, Viridiplantae, Streptophyta, Magnoliopsida, Fabales, Fabaceae. The record is from RefSeq and is a predicted model, not a curated record.